AUGCCAGCCCAUCGCCUGUUGUCACCAUCCCGGCUACGCAAACCUCGCUCAGUAGUAACCCCUCUACCAGCCACCGAAUUCAUGGCCGAUAUAGUACGCCCAGACCUCAGUGAAUCGCGAUUACAACCAUCAUACUCUAGUUAUCACCAAGACAUUUCCUAUGAAUACGAGGUCCUGGCUCAACCGCUACGAGUCUCCGGUAACAAUCUUCGUGCUCACAUGAACGGUGAACCCAGUAUGUCGAGUGCGUUCAGCUUGAUCGAGCAUCGACGUGGCCUACCGAUGGUGAAUCGGUUUGGCCACAGGUUGUAUCGGCCAUCGUAUGGUGGGAUACGGAACCCUCAUCGAUGUAAAAGGGAAGCGCCAGCGGAGAGUGAACCAGAACUUGUGUUUCCGACAGUUAAUGAAGGUACUACAGGUAGGUCAAGUUCUUGGGGGGUAAGCUCGUUUAUUAUAUCAAUGCGGGCUUGCGGGCGUAAGCCUUUUUUCUACAUUUUAGGCCUAUUUUAAUCAAAAAAAUUUCGAAAAUUAGCAAAAUACCCUAAUUUAAAACAAACAAUAGGCUGUUCAAAUCUGAGCCAUAUAUUCUUGGAAAUUUGCCUUGCGAAAUAGCUCAAAAUUUUUUGAACAACCCAAUAUUAUAGUGAACAACCCAAUAUUAUAGUAGGUCAAAGAAGAACCUAUACCUUCUCCCUAUACCCUGCCCUACUUUACCCUGCCUUAAUUUACCCUACCCUAAUUCACCCUGGGAGCGGGACUUUUCGGGGAAUGCAGUUUCGGGGAAUGCAUUUUCGGAGAAGACUUUUCGGGGAAAGACAUUUCGGUUAACGAUACUUAAUAAAGGCACAUGUGAUUCAGUCAGGGUUUAUUCCCCGAAAAGUUCAUUCCCCGAAGGGUACAUUCCCCGAAAAUGCAUUCCCCGAAGAGUCCAUCCCCCGAAAAGUCCAUUCCCCGAAAAGCCUUCCCCGAAAAUGCAUUCCCCGAAGAGUCCAUCCCCCGAAAAGUCCAUUCCCCGAAAAGCCUUCCCCGAAAAUGCAUUCCCCGAAACUGCAUUCCCCGAAAAGUCACUAACCCAUUCACCCUACUCUAUCUUACCCUACCUACUAUCUGUAACUUCAAAAAACAAGUUAAUCAAGAGCUAAACCAAUUUAAAAUCAACCUUUUUCAGAAGUCGAAUGCCGAAUCUGCUUCACAACUCCAGCGCCAGAAGCCAUCAAGUGCUUACAUUGCAAAAAGUGGGUGGCCUGUAAGAAGUGUGCUACACGGUGGAUUCUGAGCCGUGAGAAAGACGGAGCCUCACAAUCUUGUCCAUGGUGCCGUGGUGAUUGGAAGAAACUGGAGAAUAGUGUUGUAAAGAAUGUGCGUUAA
This is a messenger RNA of Bursaphelenchus okinawaensis, 1368 nucleotides long. The record is from the annotation of a GenBank genome assembly. Lineage: Eukaryota; Metazoa; Nematoda; Chromadorea; Rhabditida; Aphelenchoididae.